CUUUCGACGCCUUGCGCUCCCUAUCGACCGGUCCCCAGUUACAGGUGGUUUUUUUUUGCAUUGAGUGCCCCAAUCAUUAAUACUACACCGAAAAGGUUGUUCGAACUUUUUUCUAAGGACACUAAUACCGUUUUAAAACUGUUGAAAAUUAUUUUCUGUGCCGUGCCCGUUGGGGUUAUCACCCAAUUUCUCGAGAAAAUGAAGACGGAAGACAAGAAUAAUAUGCCCAAGGUUCGGAUAGCAGUCAUAGGAAAAUCGAACGUCGGAAAAUCAGCGCUAACAGUCAGAUAUUUAACGAGGCGUUUCAUCGGCGAGUACAGGAGCAAUACAGAUCUCCUCUAUCGGCAAACGCUGACGUUGAACAAUUCGGCGCUGGAAGUGGAAAUCGUGGACGUUUGCAGUUGCGACCUGAAGACCUUCCCGGAGGAGGCCAUCCACUGGGCCGACGCCUGCAUGGUCGUCUACGACAUCACCUGCCAGAAUUCCUUCAAGCAAGCCGGCGACAUGUUGCAGAGAGCGCUCAAUCUCAGGAGCAACAUGCCCACGGUGUUGCUGGGCAACAAAGCCGAUCUCGAGCAUUUAAGACAAGUGGAGGAAUUGGACGGUAGAACGUUGGCAGUGCAGAAUAAUUGCCAGUUCUUCGAGGUGUCGGUGGCGGAGAAUUCGUCCGCGAUAUACACGGCGUUCGAUUCGGUAUUGAACGAUUGCCGUUCGAUACAAUCGUCGCAUAAAACGCGGAAGUUUUCCGUGUCGAAGAUGAUCGGUACUUUGAUCGGGACCGGCAACAACAAGGCGCCCAACGCGAACCAAGGCGGCACCGUCGUCGUUUGCCACAAAUCCGAUUUGUACAAGUCGAGAGUGCUCAGGAGGCGGCAGAACUUCACGGCCACCGCCUCCCUUUGACUAUCGACCAAAGACGAGUUGGACGCACGGUAAUUUUGUUAAUUUUUUUUUGGGUCUGAUUUUUCUGUCGCGCUCGGAAUUUUGUUCGAUUUUCGAGGGUCUUUUGUUCGUCUCUCAGUUUUAUGAGGGAUUAGAUGUUAUUUUGUGAUUGCGAUGGUCGAGUUUUUACUUUUUUUAUUAUCGAAAUAUGUCUGUUAGGUUUCGUAUAUCAUGUUCAAGAAGAAGGACGUGCGGUUAGAUAAUUUAUGAGAAAAUGAAGUUUUUAUUUCGUCGAUCAAAUCGAUGAUUGAUGUGGAUUUGUUCGCGUGUCCUUCGUCUUGUUAGUCAAUUAGAGUAUUUGAGAUUAUUUACAACCGGCAGAAAUGUAUUUUUUGUUAUAAACUCAUUCAAUAUUAGGGAUAUCGAUAUGAAAUCGAUUCAUAAAAUACGUAUCAAAUUUAAAUUUCAAUUCGCCGAUUACAAAUUCGAUAUUCCUAUAAAAUACUAAUAUUCAUAGCCAGUCUAUUUACUCUAUUAGAUAGCUUCAUAGAAACGUUUCCCGAGAUAGAUAUCUAUUCAUUCACAUGUGAUCUAUAAAUACACUGUUUAAUUUUCACUACUGUUGAAAUAUAUUUUCAUUAUUAAGCGUGCAUUUCCCGAAAUAUCCUGUUAAAAAACGCUUUCACAGUAGUGAAAUACAAUCAUUGUGUUAGUCGGUAGAUAAUUCAUUAUUCUCUGCAUUGUAUUGGAUAAAUGUUUAGUAGAAAAUUUCAAAUUGAAAUUCUGGAGUUGAUUUACACUCGCAUCUUAUUUUUGUCAAGAUUGAAUUUGUUAAGAACUUUAGGUUUUAUAGGCAUGAAUUUAUAAAUAUAACGUUUUGUAAAUAUUUUUGCAAAAUUUAGAUCUCCCUAUUUUUAUUACAUAUGUUUUCAAAUGAAUCAAAGGCCGGCUUUUUUGAACAAAUUCGAUCUAAUUUGUCCGAAUUAAUAACGUCUUAUUUGUAAACAGCCGGCCUGUUGGAAUAUUUUGUACCAUAAAUUUUGAAAAUAUUUCUUCAACUUGAUAGGAAAAAAUAAAUAACCGGGCGAUUUUCAUGCAUAGGAAAGGAAAACAUUUUUAUUAUUUGUAAAAAUUAAUAUAGUGGCUGUGAUUGUCUAGUCGAAUAAUUUUAAAUAAUUAUUAAAAGUACUUUUCAAUAAGUAAACCAAAGAAAAGAGAUUAUUUUUAAACUGAUUUUGGAUUUAUUAAUUGUGUAAACUAAAUUAAAUUUCUUUACCACAAUUUACAAAAUUUAACUUUUGGUUACAAUGAAAGAUUUUAAAAGUGUUUUCCAGUUUUUGUACAACUACCGCAUAUUUACAAAAGUAUAAAUAUUCCAUGGUUCUAUUACGAUAUAUUUUAUCUACAAAUUCUUUAAUAGGAAUGUAGAACAUAAAAUUCUAUAUUCUUGUUGCUGAUGUAAAUCAUCUAAUAAUUGUCUAUAAAAUGAUUGUAGUAAAAUUUGUAAUGUAGGUACUUAUCUAAUUGCGAAUUAUUCGCUUUUUAACAGAUGAGUGUAUUAUGUGUGUAUGGUGUAUUAAAGAAAAGGCUGUGAUACAAAUCGUAUGAUUUUUUUAUAUUAUCUAUGUGUAAGGAAAACUUGUAUUUAAAAUUAGACUUAUG
Molecule: messenger RNA, 2544 nt
Organism: Phyllotreta striolata
Lineage: Eukaryota; Metazoa; Arthropoda; Insecta; Coleoptera; Chrysomelidae
Source: the annotation of a GenBank genome assembly